Messenger RNA from Xenopus tropicalis (tropical clawed frog), 1292 nucleotides. It is a transcript of the gene rtbdn, whose product is annotated as retbindin. Lineage: Eukaryota; Metazoa; Chordata; Amphibia; Anura; Pipidae. The record is from RefSeq and is a predicted model, not a curated record. The transcript has 6 exons. The coding region runs from base 127 to 831 and encodes 234 amino acids.
GGUUGCAGAGAAUCUUUAUCCAUGCCCUGCAUCACUGCGUUGUGAGCAGAGAGGACACAGCAGAGUGACCCAGCGAGGUGACAAGCAGAGCCCAGAGGAGAGGCACAGAGAUCCCACUGACUGGAGAUGAGCAUGUCGUCUCUCUUCUUCUCCCUUUCCGUCUCCUUACUCCUUUUCUCACUCACAAGUGGGUCCCGAGACAGAUGCCUACCGGGCAGGACACCUAAUCUGCUCCCCAGGGCAGAGGCAAAAUUGCUAGAGUGCCAGCAGUACUCAGAAAAAGCCUGUUGCACCCAAGAGCAGAUAAGUGCCCACCCAAUCACAAACUUCCCAUGGGGUCUCUGUGGGUCACUCAGUCCCAGCUGCCAGAAGUACGUGAGCCAGGUCCAGUGCCUGUAUCUGUGCUCCCCCCACAUCUCUGCCUAUUGGAAUCCGGACUCAGACACUGGCAUCUAUAACCUGCCUUUGUGCAGUGGUUUCUGCGACCAAUGGUUCGAGGCUUGUAAGGAUGAUUUAAUAUGCACGCUGACUAACGAGACCAUCCCAAGAUGCGCAGAUGCAUGUGUUCCCUACAAACAGAUGUUUAAGGCUGGAGGCAAAGACCUGUGCAAUGGCAUCUGGGGCGACUCUCUGGUAGCAUCGCCACAGGACUGCAGCUGCGUCAGUCCCGCAGGAGAGGGAGAGAAGCACGGGAACUCCCACGAAAGAACUCCCGGCCUCCCCUGCCCCAAAAAGCCACGCGGAACCCUGAUCAAGAGGCGCGCCAGGAGGGACACUAGCGGCGAUGCUCUGGCACUGCAGGACGCACAGGGAAGCGGCAGUGGAUUCUAAGGGAGAGGAAAGCUGGGAAGGCUCCGUUUUGCAAUGUCCCUUUGGUUAUACCCAGUACAUUCAUGGUUCCCAGUGCACCUCUAAUGCUUAGGCACCACUAGUUUAUGCUCUUCCAACUAGAAUCUCAUUGGGAUUUCCCAGCAAGCACAAGCUAUCCCAGCACAUAAACACAAGCCAAUCUUAAGCAAUGGCCGCCUUAAAGAGAGCCUGCAAAAAUUAUUGGUCCCCCCUUCUAAACACUGAUUUCUAUUCAUUUCAAACCCCCUGCUUCAUUAGAACUAUUCUUUUAUGGGUUUUUUUUUUUCUUUUUUUAAUAUGCUCUUUAAAAGCCCUGGCCGCCCAACCUUUGAUUCAUAACUUACUCCGUGUGGAUGAUGAGCCCACGCUAAGUGGGAUGCACAAUGGUUAAAGACUCGCUGUACCAGGCAGUGACAAUAAAAAUGUUUGUUAAACAACUCCAA